AUGGCUCAAACUCCCGCCCAACGCCGCGCCAACGAGAAGCACGCCAAGGGCGUUGAGAAGCGCAUGGGCAAGCCCGAGACGGCGUACAAGAAGAAAGAAGCUAAGCGAUCGCCUGUCGGUGUCGCUGCUGUUGUACUCCUGAUCUUCGUGGUCAUUGCGCCCCUGCUCAUCGAACAAUUAAAGCUGAUCCCCUACCUCUGGGGCCUUCUGCUCGAUUUGCUGGCCAAGAUCGGACUCGUGUCGAAAUAA
This is a messenger RNA of Fonsecaea pedrosoi CBS 271.37, 249 nucleotides long. RefSeq lists its product as uncharacterized. NCBI's taxonomy places the organism in Eukaryota, Fungi, Ascomycota, Eurotiomycetes, Chaetothyriales, Herpotrichiellaceae. The transcript has 3 exons. The coding region runs from base 1 to 249 and encodes 82 amino acids. Gene Ontology annotation, cellular component: endoplasmic reticulum. The record is from RefSeq and is a predicted model, not a curated record.